Colletotrichum navitas is the source of this 1228-nucleotide messenger RNA. RefSeq names its product alpha-soluble NSF attachment protein. Gene Ontology annotation, molecular function: soluble NSF attachment protein activity; syntaxin binding. The coding region runs from base 198 to 1076 and encodes 292 amino acids. Gene Ontology annotation, cellular component: vacuolar membrane; SNARE complex. Lineage: Eukaryota; Fungi; Ascomycota; Sordariomycetes; Glomerellales; Glomerellaceae. The transcript has 4 exons. Gene Ontology annotation, biological process: intracellular protein transport; SNARE complex disassembly. The record is from RefSeq and is a predicted model, not a curated record.
CACCAACGACCAUAAUCCCACCACCGCUCUCCCGAAUCGCGACCUGUCCUCUCCGUUACGACACGUACGUAUCAAAGUCUGUGAUAAACCGACGGCAUACCGACGAAAUAUUCAAUACUUCGAAAGUAAUCCUUCCCGAAUACCGAACGAGAUCCAUAGCCAUAGAAUUUCGUUGUGCUUGAUUCAAUUCCGAAACCAUGGCUCAGGACCCUCGCGCUCUGCUGCAAAAGGCAGACAAGACGCUCUCGAGCGCCAGCGGUGGCUUCAGCUUCUUCGGCGGCCGGGAGGAUAAAUACCAGAAUGCCGCGGACCUGUACAUUCAGGCCGCCAACGCCUUCAAGAUGCAGAAGCUCAAUCGCGAAGCAGGCCAGGCCUUCGAGAAGGCAGCUCAAGUACAGACCAACAACCUCAAGGAGCCCGACGACGCCGCCAACACGCUCGUCGAUGCCUUUAAGGCCUACCGCAAGGACGACCCGGAGGCGGCGGUGCGCUGCCUCGACGUCGCUGUGAACCAAUACUGCGCCAAGGGCAACUUCCGCCGCGCGGCCGGCCACAAAGAGGCGCUCGGCGAGCUAUUCGAGACGGAGCUCGGCGACUCGAAGCGCGCGCUCGAGAGCUAUGAGGCUGCGGCGGGGUGGUACGAGGGUGAUAACGCUGCUGCUCUCGCAAACAAGCUCUGGCUCAAGGUCGCCGACGUGGCCUCCCUCGAGGGUGACUACUACAAGGCCAUUGAGAACUACGAAAAGGUGGCCGCGGUAUCCAUCAACAACAAUCUAAUGAAAUACUCGGUCAAGGACUACUUCCUUCGCGCAGGCAUCUGCCACCUCGCCACGGGCGACAUGGUGGCCGCCCGCCGCGCUGUCGAGAAGUACACCGAUAUGGACCCCGGCUUCGCCCAGCAGCGCGAGGCCAUGCUCCUUAACGACCUGCUCGCUGCCGUCGAGGGCGGCAACCAGGAGGAGUUCACCGACAAGUUGUUUCAGUAUGACCAGGUCAGCAAGCUGGACAAGUGGAAGACGACGAUGCUUGUCCGCGUCAAGAACGCCAUUGAGGAGCCCGAGGACGAGUUCGCCUAAGCUUUGGUCGCCUGGAGGACGGAGAAACAAUGAGAGAGCAUGAGGGAAGAAUGCGGCAGGUCGUGAAGAAAGAUAUCAAAGAGCUUGCCCCCAAACCCUUUUCCUAUUUUUUAUUUUUUUAGGCCUUGUCCCCACCCCCCCCCCCCCCCCCC